GAUAUGAUUUCUACCAUGGUUUUUUCGACUUUUCUUGCGCAUGGUUGCUGUUGCUGCUGCGUUUUUUGUUUUCGGAUAUAAUUUUUGUUCGAUUCGAUUCGUGUGGUGUGUGCUAAUUUAGAGUGAAAAAACUGCCUUUUGUUGUUUGUUGGUUUCGUUCUCAUCAUCUCAGGUCGGCGUAGCGGAAAAGUAGCGGAAAAAGCCGAUCGUCGCUUUUUCAAUUUCCAAAAGCGCGCGUCCAUCCGUAUAUCUGUGUUCUCUCUUGCCGUAUUUGUGCCGUGUGUGUGUUCGUGUGUGUUGUGUUUAAAAUUCUUUCGUUUUAAGCAAAAUUCCCCGCCGAAAUAUUACAUUAUUCGACUCGACUGCCGGUUUCCUUGCAAACUCUGACGCUUUUUACACCGAAAUCAGGAACUGCAGACCACCUUGUUAGCAGCAGACGAGCAGAAGAAUGGCGAUCAUACUGCAAGAGGCCCAGGAGUGGUACAGGGAGCUCUUGGACAACAAGAGCGAUCCCCGUGUGAAAGACUUCUUUCUGCUCUCCUCGCCCCUGCCGACCCUCGGAAUGUGCAUAUUCUAUGCAUAUUUCAGCAAAUCCCUGGGACCAAGGCUGAUGGCCAAGCGGAAGCCAAUGGAACUGCGGUCGGUGCUAGUCAUUUACAACGCGAUACAGACGAUAUUCAGCGCGUGGAUCUUCUACGAGUACUUAAUGAGCGGCUGGUGGGGCCACUACAGCUUUAAGUGCCAGCCAGUUGACUACGGCCACAGUCCCCUGGCCCUGCGGAUGGUCAACAUUUGCUGGUGGUACUACAUAUCGAAGUUCACCGAGUUCUUUGACACGCUCUUCUUCAUCCUGCGGAAGAAGAAUGAGCACGUAUCCACACUGCAUGUAAUCCAUCAUGGCUGCAUGCCGUUCUCGGUCUGGAUGGGUCUUAAGUUUGCCCCAGGUGGCCACAGCACUUUCUUCGCCCUGCUGAACGCCUUUGUGCACAUUGUGAUGUACUUCUACUACAUGAUCGCAGCAAUGGGCCCCAAGUACCAGAAGUUCAUCUGGUGGAAGAAGUACCUGACCACCUUCCAAAUGGUUCAGUUCGUGGCCAUCUUCACGCACCAGUUCCAGCUGCUGUUCCGCGACUGCGACUAUCCCAAGGGCUUCAUGGUCUGGAUUGGCCUGCAUGGCGUGAUGUUCCUGUUCCUGUUCUCCGACUUCUACAAAGCCAAAUACCUGACUGUGACCCGUCGUCGCCGGCAGGCCGUCAAGGCCAACGGUCAUGCCAAUGGCCAUGGCCUGCACACAAACGGGCACAGCAAGCACUUGGGCAACGGCGAUGCACUGGUCGCCAACGGCAGCAAUAAGGGGGCCUGCAUGCCCGUGCUGGAGGACGAGUACGUGACGAGGAACGGGAACGGGCAUGCCGGUGGCGGCGGCUUCGAGGACGGCUUCUUCAAGGAGGGCGCGUUGUCCAGCAACGAGUCCAUCCUGAAUCCGGACAGCAGUAGCUCUAGUCUGCACCAGCGCAAAGUCAAAUAACUACUACUAAGAUUUACUACGAUGAUAUUCAUUAUGUUUACCGUUAAGUGCUAGCAUGUAACCGAACCAGAUUGAAGAACAAGACGGCCACGAAGCAGCUGCAGUAUGACCAUUGGAACCUGGCAAGGAACCUGGACCCGGGAGAACCAAUCGCUUUAUGAUCUGUUCUUUUAUUAACUUAUAAACAAUUACGUCUAAUACACAAAACAAUUCACCUCGGAAUCCCUUCGGAUCAACCGCAUUGUACCAAAUUGAACCGACACGAACCGAGUCAACCUGUCCUGCCGUCACCCCACCCUAACCCUACCCUAAAGCUAAGGAGAAGGAUAAGGCGGAGAGCACACCGAACCGAGCUUUUUAUAAACGUUUUCUAUUGUGGCACAAGUUUACAAGCCCAGCCCCCACACGAUCCUUCCCAUCACAGACGCAGACACUCACUCGAAAGUCGACGGUCGACAGAGAAACAUAUAUUUUCGAAUGAUAUUUGUAGAUCCCCAAUGAAUCGCGAAACGUGUUUGAAACCGGCGACAGAACAGAUCCAUUUAUAUUGUAUUAGAUCCCACUACCCAAGAAAAUACCCAUUACUAUACACCUCUAUACACACACACACACACACACUAAUGAUAUGUAUGCAGAUAUACUCGAACGGGCGACACACUCACUCUAGUUGUAGACUUUUUUACGGCAAUUUUUGAUAACAGUCGAGACGUAAUCCUAACGAUAAACGAUAACUAAACUGCUCUUAGGUCUGCUUUAAACUUAAAGAACACGUUAAACUAUUUGUAGCUUGUUUUUGUAUAUUGAGGAGCGAGGAAUGUAGAGAAGGGAAGAAAGAGCAGUUUGUUUGUUGCAAUACUUUGUAAAGGUCUUAUAGUAAAACUUAUGUAUGUAUACUGAUAAGUAUAGUGCUUGAGAAGUAGUUAGCUAGCCAAUUGCGAAACGAGACACACGAUCCCCAGCCUAUAUGUGUAGCACAAGCACAAGAGCUAACUGAGCAAUCAAACAGAUAGUUAGAUAGAUAGACAGACGGACGGACAGACAGACGAACGGACAGACGGACGAACGGACAGACAGACCAUGGAGAUAAAGCUUUUAGACUGUAAGUGCAAAACGGCUUGAGGAGCAGACAAUCAGCGGUGCAGACGAAUUGGUUUGCGAACCAAGAACAAAACUUGUCGACUAUUCGUUUUUAUUGGACCUCAUUUGGUGUGGCUUAUGUAUGUAUACUCGUAUGUUUUGUAAGUGUAGGCCUUACGACUACUUAUUGUAUUAAAUUCCCCAUCCCCACUUUGGUUUGAAGUUGUUAGCUAAGCGGUUUCACUUCGGAGAAGAGGAGCGAUGAGGUUAGUGUUCGAGAAGAUCUAUUCGUAUGUGUAACUGUCUGUUAAUCUGUGCGUAACGUAACGUAGCGUAACGUAACCUAGCGAAACGUAACGUAUCGUACUGUAUUGUAUUUGAUUGGUUUCUUUAUUAAGUUAUGUGGUUUAAGCUGACAAGUUCAAAAACUAUGGAAAACCUGAAUAAAGCUUAUUAAUUUAUAUUGAAA
Drosophila pseudoobscura is the source of this 3074-nucleotide messenger RNA. Its product is annotated as elongation of very long chain fatty acids protein AAEL008004. The transcript has 8 exons. The coding region runs from base 449 to 1528 and encodes 359 amino acids. Lineage: Eukaryota; Metazoa; Arthropoda; Insecta; Diptera; Drosophilidae. Gene Ontology annotation, biological process: fatty acid elongation, monounsaturated fatty acid; fatty acid elongation, polyunsaturated fatty acid; sphingolipid biosynthetic process. The record is from RefSeq and is a predicted model, not a curated record. Gene Ontology annotation, molecular function: fatty acid elongase activity. Gene Ontology annotation, cellular component: endoplasmic reticulum membrane.